Messenger RNA from Chanos chanos (milkfish), 1336 nucleotides. RefSeq names its product cystinosin, lysosomal cystine transporter (gene ctns). Lineage: Eukaryota; Metazoa; Chordata; Actinopteri; Gonorynchiformes; Chanidae. Gene Ontology annotation, biological process: L-cystine transport. The record is from RefSeq and is a predicted model, not a curated record. Gene Ontology annotation, molecular function: L-cystine transmembrane transporter activity. The coding region runs from base 199 to 1326 and encodes 375 amino acids. Gene Ontology annotation, cellular component: lysosomal membrane. The transcript has 10 exons.
UCUGUCGAUACGCACAGAUUCUUUUCUCUUUUUUUUGGUUAGCUAAUUUAACCGAACGACAGCUUGUAUUGUCUGAAAUCUUAAACCAUUGACGUCUUUGGUAGUGUUAAUCAGUUCUCUGGUUAGCCGGUAUAUCUAUACUGUUUAUUUUGUCUCUGUCCGUUGUUCAUCCUGCCCUUCGGACACUUUGCCUUGAAGAUGACUCCGACUCGCGCCCUGCCGCUCAUCGCGUUGGCAGUGUGUGCGAUCGUGCCUGGUUGUGAUGCCUUGGUGACCCUGUUUGCUCCAGCUACUGUAGAUCUACAAGAGCAAAGCUCAGCAAAUGUCACUAUUAAGUUAAGCGCUCCUCUGAACGUCACUGUAGCGGUUUAUUUCAACAUCACUUAUGUUUCAAAAAACAGCACAGUUAUCGUUCUCCCACCUGAGGUUUAUUUCCCUGCCGGAAGCACUUCGGCUUCUUUUGAAGUAAACGCAAAGAGUGUUGGACAGGUGACAGCUUACCUGUCAAGCAACACCACUGAUGUAUCAAGCCGCUUCACCACCCGAAUCCGUUUCCUGGUUGUCCGUAGCUACGUCAUAACGGUCAUUAACCAAAUCAUCGGCUGGAUCUACUUCCUCGCCUGGUCCGUGUCCUUUUACCCACAGGCCUACGAAAACUGGAGAAGGAAGAGUGUGGUGGGACUGAAUUUUGAUUUUCUGGCUCUUAACUUGACCGGGUUCAUUGCCUACAGCGUCUUCAAUGUUGGCCUCUUCUGGGUGCCCUACAUAAAGGAGGAGUUUCUGAAGAAUGACCCAAACGGCGUAAACCCUGUGGAUGCUAAUGAUGUGUUUUUCAGUCUACACGCUGUGGUCCUGACCCUUGUCUACAUCUGUCAGUGUUUCAUGUACGAGAGAGGGGACCAGAAAGUGUCCAAGGUGGCCAUACUCUUGCUUGUGAUUGGCUGGACGUUUGCCCUUGUGACCCUGUUUGUGACCUUGGCAAAAGUCAUUACCUGGUUGCAGUACCUGUAUUAUUUCUCAUACAUUAAACUGGGCGUGACGCUUGUGAAGUACAUCCCUCAGGCAUACAUGAACUACCAGAGGCAGAGUACUGAGGGAUGGAGCAUUGGUAAUGUGUUACUGGAUUUCACUGGUGGCAGCUUCAGUGUCUUCCAGAUGUUCCUGCAGUCAUACAACAAUGACAAAUGGAGGCUCAUAUUUGGGGACCCAACGAAGUUUGGUCUGGGCCUGUUCUCCAUACUCUUCGACAUCCUGUUCAUGGUUCAGCAUUAUUGCCUGUAUCGAAAGACCGGUUCUCAGUACGCAUCUCUGAGAGACUGUGAAUAGCAGGACAACA